AUGCUUAACACUAGGCCAGUACCGAUUCUCAGUGUUUAUGAAACUGAUGCUGUUGAACGCGAGUACGAUCUCGGUCGAAAGCGUUUAACCUGUCCCCAUGGCAACACGAAAAGUCGCUUUCGUAGACGAGGCAAUUCCGACGCUCAUCCUAAACCACCUGUCUUUUAUUGUAUGGAAUCAAGAGCACAUCAGCUAAACGGUUCCCAGCAGAUGGAUGCUAGUCAUGACGACGUACCUCUGACGCAACCCAGUACACUGGUCAUGCCCGAGAACUUGCUCCAGUUCGUACAUGACAUGCACAAGCAACAACAGGAAUACGCUGCAAUGCUUCAAAGAUUGUUUAGUCUUCAGCAAAAGCUGGAAGAUGCUCAGUACGAAAUUGAGCAACUCCGCAGAGAAUGCCGCCCUAAAACAGCAGUUGCUUCCCAAUGGCCAUCUUUGACCAGUAGUCAAUCCAAUGCAACACUAAUCCGUCGAGUCAAUCCUGUCCGUUUGGCUCAACGUCAAACGGCUGCCGCUCGUCAAUUUCAACCUUCCUCUGAUAUUCAAGGAUUUUGUUUCAGAGAUUAUGAACAUAGUGACUCUGUUAUUAUUGAUGGCCCUCAUAAAGUGACGGUUAGAGCUGAGAAAUACAUUGGUAUUGGCAUUUGA
Gilbertella persicaria is the source of this 651-nucleotide messenger RNA. RefSeq lists its product as uncharacterized. Bases 1 to 651 code for a protein of 216 amino acids. NCBI's taxonomy places the organism in Eukaryota, Fungi, Mucoromycota, Mucoromycetes, Mucorales, Choanephoraceae. The record is from RefSeq and is a predicted model, not a curated record. The transcript is spliced from 4 exons.